AUGUUCAGCCUCGCUGUAAUCAAGGACACUGUUCCCAUCCACCCGCAACACUUUGGGAUCCCACCCGAAGAAGCGAUCACAGCCGAACUAAACAAAAAGUACGCCAACCGCGUCCUGCACGAUGUCGGCCUGUGUAUCUGCGUUUUCGACCUCACUGAAGUCGGAGACGGACGUGUUCGAUAUGGAGAUGGGUUUUUGUGGUACAAAGUCACGUUUAGAAUGACAGUUUUUCGACCGUUUGUGUCAGAGGUGGUCGUAGCGAAAGUGAAAAGCUCUGACGAGCGCGGGAUCCGAUUGACAAUGGGUUUCUUCGACGACAUAUAUAUCCCUGCCAUCUACCUCCCCCAACCAUCCGUUUUCGACCGCCACGAACGUGCAUACUUCUGGCUCCCCGACUCUCCCCUCACCGAUUCCAAUGACCUGCUCAACACACCGACGUCCGAACGAAUGUACAUCGACCAGAACGAGGUCGUCCGUGUCCGCGUGGAGCAGGAUGAGUUCUUCGACGAUGAACCGGGGCCUGUGAAGGUUGUCGAGGGCGUGGUUCAAGAGAGGGUGACUUCGAGACCUCCGUAUACCAUUACCUGUUCCAUCGCAGAGCAGGGGUUGGGCCCUGUUGCAUGGUGGGCGGGCGCUCAGCAAAUCGAAGAAGGGGCAGAAGAGGAUGGCAUGGAAGAGGCCUGA
This is a messenger RNA of Coprinopsis cinerea okayama7#130, 684 nucleotides long. RefSeq names its product polymerase III polypeptide H. Gene Ontology annotation, cellular component: RNA polymerase III complex. Lineage: Eukaryota; Fungi; Basidiomycota; Agaricomycetes; Agaricales; Psathyrellaceae. The transcript is spliced from 4 exons. The coding region runs from base 1 to 684 and encodes 227 amino acids. The record is from RefSeq and is a predicted model, not a curated record. Gene Ontology annotation, biological process: DNA-templated transcription; transcription initiation at RNA polymerase III promoter.